UGUAGCGAAUGUCCCGACUGCGCCCCGCACUCGGCGCCCGGGACGGCCAAGGGGGAAGAUGGAGAGCGGCCCGCGCCGCCGCGGCCGCCGCCGCCGCUGAGCCGCGCCGUGCCGACCCCCGGAGGGCGAGCGGCGGCGCCGGGCGCCCCGGGGAGACACUGUCAGUCUGCAAAAUGAUUCCACAGAUUUUAAUUUUCAGUAGGAAAUGUGAAGAUUGUGAUCUGAAGUAAAACAUUGGCAGAAAUCUCUUGAGAAUUUUGCCUUUUAUUCUUCCCUUUGAAGGAUUAUGUUUACAAGAAAUUGAUACCAUCAAGUGACACUUUUUUGAAAUAAUUUAAAAGAAACAAAGAAUAAAGCUGUAUUUAUGCUCAGAGAAAACUGGAUCAACAAUGAGGCCAAAGACUUUUCCUGCUACGACAUAUUCUGGAAACAGCAGACAAAGGUUGCAAGAGAUUCGAGAAGGUUUAAAGCAGCCAUCCAAAUCUUCAGGUCAGGGACUGCCGAUUGGAGCAAGCAGUGAAACUUCUCUGGACCCUAAGAUUUUAAUAGGGAAGGAUGCUGCUAGGCAGCAGCAGAUGAGACAAACACCCAAGUUUGGACCAUAUCAGAAAGCUCUACGAGAAAUCAGAUAUUCUCUGCUGCCCUUUGCUAAUGAGUCAAGCACCACAGCAGCCGUAGAAGUCAACAGGCAGAUGCUCCAGGAACUGGUGAACGCAGGUUGUGAUCAGGAGAUGGCUGUCCGAGCACUGAAGCAGACAGGGAGCAGAAGUAUUGAGGCAGCCCUGGAGUACAUCAGUAAGAUGAGCUACUUGGAUCCUAGAAAUGAACAGAUAGUACGUGUAAUUAAGCAAACUUCACCAGGAAAGGGUAUUGUGCCAAAUAAUGUAACCCGCAGGCCAAGCUUUGAAGGAUCAAAUGAAUCUUUUCCGUCCUACCAUCAGAUCGGUAAUGCAGCCUAUGAAGGGACAGGCUUUGGAGCAGAAGGUGCAAAUAUGCUUACUGAGGUUCCAAGGCCAUACAUGGACUAUUUAAUCUCUACUUCUCAGUCUUCAGCUAUGACUGCUCCUGUACAGCGACCCUCUGGAGUAGGCACUCACAGCACACCAGCGAGCCAUCAGCAGAAAGCAUACCCUGCAAGUAUGGAGUCUUCUGUGAUUAAUUAUCCAGUGGCUAAUCACAGCAGUCAGGCCUUGCAGCUGCAGGCGUCCCAUGGCUGCAACAGCCAACACUACAGCAGGCAGCACAUGAUGGUGCAGGGGGAACCUAUGGGAUAUGGUGUUCAGCGGAGUCCAUCCUUCCAAAACAAGAUGCAGCAGGAGGGGGGAUAUGCCAGUCUCCCAAAUAAAGGGGGAGUUGUGCAGAACAAUACUGGUCAUGCAUUUCAGCAGGCACCAGCAAGCCUGUAUAUCUCACAUUCUCAUCACAAACAGACAAGUCCUUCUUCUCAUCAAAUGCAUGUAAUAUCCAGAGGUCCAGCCUUUGCUAAUGAUUUUUCAGACAGUCCACCACAAAAUUUAUUAACUCCGUCUAGAAAUAGCCUAAACAUGGACAUCUAUGACAUGAAUAAUCCUCAAGUUCAGCAGUGGCAGGCAGCAACACCAUCACGCAGAGAUUCUUUACAAAACCCAGGAAUAGAAACAUCUCCACGGCAACAUGUAUCCUUCAGACCUGAUGCCGCUGUGCCGAGCAGAACAAACUCCUUCAACAACCACCAGCAACAGCCGCAAGUGACGGUGUCUAUGAGACAGGCUCCUCCAGGAAAACCCGAUCCUUCCAUUACGUCUCCAAACACAAUCACGGCAGUCACAUCUGCUCACAUCCUCCAGCCAGUGAAGAGCAUGCGAGUGAUGAGACCUGAGCCUCAGACUGCUGUGGGACCUUCCCAUCCUGGGUGGUUGCCUGCACAGGCACCGGCUGUGGAUGGCUUGGAGAUCAUGGAGCAGCACGUGCCACCGCCUGGAGCAGCUAAUGCCUACCAGCUAGACGUGGAUUAUGGUAACCAGGAACUGCGGUGUCCACCCCCACCCUAUCCCAAGCAUUUGUUACUUCCUGGCACCUCUGAGCAGUUCGAUAUCAACUGCUUGUGCAUGGGCGUGGAGCAGACUUUGCGUGUGGUUCCCAGUUCAACAAGCAACAAGGCUGAAGAGAGCAGUGAGCGAAAUGAUAAAGGCAGCAAGAACGCUAAAGCUGAAAAACCAAGCAAAGAUAAAAAGCAAAUUCAGACGUCUCCGGUGCCUGUGCGAAAAAAUGGCAAAGAUGAGGAAAAGCGAGAAUCCCGAAUAAAGAGCUACUCACCUUUUGCCUUCAAGUUCUACAUGGAGCAACAUGUAGAGAACGUCAUAAAGACCUACCAGCAGAAAAUUAACAGACGGUUACAAUUGGAGCAAGAAAUGGCAAAAGCAGGCCUCUGCGAAGCAGAACAGGAACAAAUGAGGAAAAUUCUCUACCAGAAGGAGUCCAACUACAACAGACUUAAAAGGGCCAAAAUGGACAAAUCUAUGUUUGUGAAAAUCAAGACUCUGGGUAUUGGUGCAUUUGGAGAAGUAUGCCUGGCCUGCAAAGUGGACACCCAUGCCCUAUAUGCCAUGAAGACUCUGCGAAAGAAAGAUGUGCUGAACCGGAAUCAGGUGGCUCACGUCAAAGCAGAGAGGGACAUACUUGCUGAGGCAGACAAUGAGUGGGUGGUUAAACUCUAUUAUUCCUUCCAAGAUAAAGACAAUUUGUACUUUGUGAUGGACUACAUCCCUGGUGGGGAUAUGAUGAGCCUGCUGAUUCGGAUGGAGGUCUUCCCAGAGCGUCUGGCUAGAUUUUAUAUUGCAGAGCUCACUUUGGCCAUAGAGAGUGUGCACAAAAUGGGAUUUAUUCAUCGAGACAUCAAGCCUGACAACAUUCUGAUAGACCUCGAUGGGCAUAUCAAACUGACUGACUUUGGACUGUGUACUGGAUUCAGGUGGACUCACAAUUCAAAAUACUAUCAGAAAGGGAGCCAUACCAGACAAGACAGCAUGGAGCCAAGUGAUCUUUGGGAUGAUGUGUCCAACUGUCGAUGUGGAGAUAGGCUGAAGACAUUGGAACAAAGAGCUAAGAAGCAGCACCAGAGAUGUCUGGCCCACUCUUUAGUUGGAACCCCUAAUUACAUUGCUCCUGAAGUCCUGCUUCGUAAAGGAUACACUCAGCUCUGUGACUGGUGGAGUGUUGGUGUGAUCCUCUUUGAGAUGUUAGUGGGACAGCCUCCUUUCCUGGCUCCUACACCCACAGAAACCCAGCUGAAGGUGAUAAAUUGGGAAAGCACACUGCACAUUCCCUCACAGGUCAAGCUGAGCCCUGAGGCAACUGAUCUGAUCACAAAGCUCUGCUGUGCUGCUGAGGACAGGCUUGGAAGAAAUGGAGCAGAUGAUAUUAAAGCCCAUUCUUUCUUUCACUCUAUGGACUUCUCUACUGAUAUCCGUAGACAGCCAGCUCCCUAUGUUCCAAAGAUCAGCCAUCCAAUGGACACUUCAAAUUUUGAUCCAGUUGAAGAAGAAAGUCCUUGGAAUGAUGCUAGUGGUGACAGCACCAGGACCUGGGAUCCACUAGCCUCUUCCAACAGCAAGCACACAGAACAUGCUUUUUAUGAGUUUACUUUCCGAAGAUUCUUUGAUGACAACGGGUAUCCGUUCAGGUAUCCCAAACCUUCUGGAAUGGAAGUUUGCCAGUCUGAGAAGUCUGAUGUAGAAGACAAAGGUGUGGUGGAUCAGACUGGAGCUUGUCAGCCUGUAUAUGUGUAAAUUAUUGUAUAGAGUACUCCAGAUAAGACUAAUCUCAAAUCCAAUAGGGCCUUUAACUGAUCCUUUAGGAUCUGAUCCUGCAACUCUUGUGAAGGUGUAUCUUCAGCUGAGGCUGGAGACAUCCUGGGGAGUAAAAAAAACUUGCAGAACCAGGUCCUAAACAUGGCACUCUUGAAAGUUCAGGUCAGUUCUACUGUAAAUAACUUUGUUCAUAAUUACACUUGAAAUCCUGGUCUUCACCAAAAUCUGCAAGGCCAGCAGUCUGUCAUUUCUAGGCCUAUUUUUAUUUGAGGUCAGUGUCCCCC
Messenger RNA from Poecile atricapillus (Black-capped chickadee), 4072 nucleotides. It is a transcript of the gene LATS2, whose product is annotated as large tumor suppressor kinase 2. The transcript is spliced from 8 exons. Gene Ontology annotation, biological process: peptidyl-serine phosphorylation; regulation of organ growth; positive regulation of apoptotic process. Gene Ontology annotation, molecular function: protein binding; ATP binding; protein serine/threonine kinase activity. The record is from RefSeq and is a predicted model, not a curated record. Bases 390 to 3767 code for a protein of 1125 amino acids. NCBI's taxonomy places the organism in Eukaryota, Metazoa, Chordata, Aves, Passeriformes, Paridae. Gene Ontology annotation, cellular component: spindle pole; nucleus.